AUGUUAAAUUCAACUUUAUCAACUUUGUCUUUUUUCGUCCUCGGAGCUUAUGUGCACGUUGGAAACCUGAAGUACUUUUAUUUUCUGCUGACUGCGAUGUUGUAUGUUGUUAUUGUUGUUGCCAACACGUCUCUGAUUGUGGUUAUCUGUGUGAACAGAAGCUUACAUGAACCUAUGUACAUGUUUCUGUGCAGCCUGUUUGUAAAUGAACUGUAUGGUAGUACAGGGUUGUUUCCAUUCCUGCUGCUUCAGAUCCUCUCUGACAUUCACACUGUCUCUGCUUCAGCUUGUUUCCUGCAGAUUUAUUGUCUGUACACAUAUGCAAAUAUAGAGUUUUGUACUUUAGCCGUCAUGGCUUAUGACAGAUAUCUGGCCAUCUGCUGUCCUCUGCAGUAUAACACACGCAUGACACCAGACAGAGCAGUUGUCUUUAUUAUCGUCAUCUGGCUGGUCUGUUUUGUUAAAUUCUUAAUAACCCUUUCUUUAAACCUCCGUCUGACGCUAUGCGGGAACAUAAUCAACAACCUGUAUUGCCGUAACUACCUCAUUGUUAAGUUGAUGUGUUCUGACACCAGAGUCAACAACAUCUACGGACUGUGUGCCAUUGCUGUCACCGUCAUAGUCCCUCUGCUCCCCAUCCUUUUCUCCUACAUGAAAAUUUUCCAGAUUUGUUUUUCUGGUUCGAAACAGACGAGACAGAAAGCCGUCAGCACCUGCACACCUCACCUCAUCUCUCUGCUCAACUUUUUCUGCUGCUGCACAUUUGAAAUCAUUCAGAGCAGGUUUGAUAUGACGAGUAGAUCCAGCGUGCUGCAGAAUUUUCUGUCCUUGUAUUUUGUGCUGCUGCAGCCGCUGUUGAAUCCCAUCAUGUACGGACUGCAGAUGUCAAAGAUACGGAACAUGUGUAAACAUGUCCUGUGUUAUAAACUGUUGGCCGGCCGCAGAGAUCAGAUGCAGAUGUGCUAA
Epinephelus fuscoguttatus (brown-marbled grouper) is the source of this 966-nucleotide messenger RNA. RefSeq names its product olfactory receptor 11A1-like. The record is from RefSeq and is a predicted model, not a curated record. The coding region runs from base 1 to 966 and encodes 321 amino acids. Lineage: Eukaryota; Metazoa; Chordata; Actinopteri; Perciformes; Serranidae. The transcript has a single exon. Gene Ontology annotation, molecular function: G protein-coupled receptor activity; olfactory receptor activity. Gene Ontology annotation, biological process: G protein-coupled receptor signaling pathway. Gene Ontology annotation, cellular component: membrane.